Aaosphaeria arxii CBS 175.79 is the source of this 1338-nucleotide messenger RNA. RefSeq lists its product as uncharacterized. The coding region runs from base 1 to 1338 and encodes 445 amino acids. Gene Ontology annotation, molecular function: metallodipeptidase activity. Gene Ontology annotation, biological process: proteolysis. The transcript is spliced from 3 exons. The record is from RefSeq and is a predicted model, not a curated record. Lineage: Eukaryota; Fungi; Ascomycota; Dothideomycetes; Pleosporales.
AUGGCUUCGCCAAAUAUUGCACUCUCUAAAUUCGGGUUGAGCUUACUUUUUCUGUGGCUCCUCGGGGCACUAUCUGAUAGAACCCCUCACUAUCAACUCUUGUUUCAGAACCUCGAAGGCCCUCACAUUGAGACAAUAGAGGCUCGCGUCCAAGGCAUCUUACAUUCCACUCCGCUCAUAGAUGGCCACAAUGACCUCGCAUAUUUCAUUCGGUGGGCUCACAGCAAUCGCUUAAAUCUGGACAACUUCACCAAGCCCUUCGAGUCUGGACAUUUAGGCGGUGAAGUUGACCUUCACAGGCUUCUUCAAGGUCACUCUGGAGGAGCUUUCUGGUCUACCUUUUCAGACUGCCCGACCGAGGAUUACUCUUUAGAGUACUAUGCACAAGCCAAAGAUGUGAUCCAUAGGAUCCACGCAAGAUACCCUGAUGUAUUCGGCAGACCUGACAACAGCUCACACGCCAUCGCAAUCUUUCGGUCUGGUCGCUUCAUUUCCCCCCUCGCAGUGGAAGGUCUUCAUCUCAUUGGCGACUCGUACUCCAAGCUCCGAAGCUACUAUUCGAGUGGGGUGCGUCUCAUAACACUCACACAUAACUGCCAUAAUUCGUACGCUGAUUCAGCGCUGUUGAGUUUACCAGGAGGUCUUGGGCCAUCUCAACCAAAAUGGGGGGGUAUCAGCGAAGCAGGACAGGGCAUCGUGCGCGAGAUGAACCGACUUGGUGUCAUUGUGGACCUGAGCCAUGCAUCUGCUGAUACGAUGCGUGCUGCGCUGGGGGCUGGUAAUAGGGACAGCCAGGACUCCAAGCCCUGGGAAGGCACUUUGGCACCGCCAGUGUUUAGCCAUAGCAACGCAUUUGGCCUGUGUCCACAUCCGCGUAACGUCCCCGAUGAUGUUUUACAUCUCUUGAAGCAACGCGACGGCGUUGUCAUGGUCACAUUUUCCCCGGACUUUGUCAGCUGCCAGUGGCCCGAUGGAAAACCGAUCCAAGGCGAACUGCCUGAACGAGUCGAUGCGAACCUCACUAUCCCGCAGGUAGUUCGCCACAUGCGUUAUAUUGGCGAUAUGAUCGGGUACGACCAUGUCGGCAUUGGAAGCGAUUUCGAUGGCGUCCCCUUUGUGCUUGAGGGAUUGGAAGACGUUUCAAAAUAUCCGUUGCUCGUUGCAGAAAUGCUGCGACAGGGGACUAGUGAUGAAAUAGCGAAGAAGAUUGUUGGGGGGAAUCUUCUGCGGGUGUGGAACAAAGUCGAUGAGGUAGCUAUCAAGCUUCAGAACGAAGGCCUCUUGCCCGCAGAAGAUGGCCUACCGCCCCUCGAUGAUCCCUGGAAGCAAUAUCCCUGA